Molecule: messenger RNA, 747 nt
Organism: Rhodotorula toruloides NP11
Lineage: Eukaryota; Fungi; Basidiomycota; Microbotryomycetes; Sporidiobolales; Sporidiobolaceae
Product: centromere protein S
Exons: 8
Coding region: 1-747 (248 amino acids)
Biological process (GO): resolution of meiotic recombination intermediates; replication fork processing
Cellular component (GO): FANCM-MHF complex; Fanconi anaemia nuclear complex
Molecular function (GO): protein heterodimerization activity; chromatin binding
Source: RefSeq, a predicted model, not a curated record
AUGCCCCGCGCGAAGGCUACGACCGAAGCGGACGAGCCGCUUUCCAGGCAGAGCCUGAAGGCGGCUGUUUGGUACACGGUGACGAAAAUCGCUCAGGAAGAGGAACUCUCGCUACCGUUCGCUGCGUCGGAACACUUCGUUGCGACGCUGGCGGAAGUAGUCUUCCAACAAGCUCUCUCGCUCGGCAAGGAUCUCGAGCGGUUCGCAAAUCAUGCUGGACGCCUGACGAUCAACGUGGACGACGUCAAGCUUGCCGCUCGACGGAGCGAGCCUUUGUACGAGACGCUCACGACAGCUGCGAUCCAGCGCGGCCUCACACUCGCCGACCUGAAAGCCGACUCGAAGACGGGCGCCAAGACGAAGCAGGUCAAGGCACCGAGGUUGGCGGCUGACAAGUCUGUCACGGGCGGGUCGCGCGACGCCGAGAGGGUGAAGGAGAAAGACAAGGGCAAGGGCAAGGGGAAGGCGGCGGUGAAGAGCUCGAAGGCGAAGGGGAAGCAGAAGGUGGAGGAGAGCGAGGAGGACGUGAGCGAUGAGGAGGAGAAUGGAGGUCGCGCUGGUUUGAGCGGAGGGUUCGUCAAGGCUAGCGCGCUGAGCAAGGGGAAGGGGAAGAAGCGGGCGGUUGUGCCCGACGACGAGGACGAGGAGAUGGAGGAGGACGGUGACGGUGAAAGGAGCGAGGUGAGCGGGUCGAGCGACGAAGACGACCGCAGGCGGAAAGGCAAUGGUGCGGGCAAGAAGCGAUAA